AUGGGUGCCAAAAAAAGCAAGCCAAGUAACAGUGACAUUGAUCCCACUGGCGUCGAAACCCCGAUUCACAGCGCCGUCCUCCAUCGUAACAUUGGGCAGAUACCCCCUAUGGCCAUCUCAGAUUCGGACAACGAGUAUCGUUUGGACAACGGCUCUUCCAUGUACGACGCAUCUGGGGGAGCCGCGGUGGCGAGUCUUGGCCAUGGGUACAAAGAGCGGAUCGGGAAUGCCAUUAUGAAGGCGGUCCUCAUGGGGUAUUAUUUUCCAUCGCUCUCAUUUAGUAACAAGCCGUACGAGGCGCUGUGCCGCAAGCUCGUCAGCUCUACUCAUGGGUGCAUGGCAAAGGCUUGGGUAUGCAAUUCCGGAUCUGAUGCAGUAGAGGCGGCUAUCAAGCUAGCACUCCAAUUUUUUUACGACCAGGGCCAAGAAGAGCGAGAAUGGUUCAUUGCUCGAGAGCAAUCGUAUCACGGCGCAACCACGGGGGCUCUCGCCUUGAGCGGCCAUCGAGCGCGUCGAAAGCCUUUUGAGCGUUGGCUGCCCUUCAAAGUCCAUCACAUUCCCGCCUGUAAUGAAUACCGUGAUCGCCGCGAGGGUGAGAGCGAUUCCCAAUACGUUGCGAGGAAAGCAGGGGAAUUGGAGGCGGCGUUCCAGAAGAUCGGUCCAGGAAAUGUGGUAGGCUUUUUUGCAGAACCAGUCGUUGGGGCUGCUCUUGGCUGUGCGGCCCCUCCUCCUGGCUACCUGAAAGAAAUGAAGAAAGUCUGCCGAAGACACGGCGCUCUCUUCAUUAGCGACGAGAUCAUGUGCGGCAUGGGUCGCACUGGCACAUUGCACGCUUGGGAGUACUACGAUAUUGUCCCAGACAUCCAAGUCAUCGGCAAAGGUCUUGCGGCUGGUGCGCAACCUAUCGGCGCCAUGCUCUGCGGUCAGCAUGUCCUCGACGCUCUCGCCGGAGGGAUCUUCGUCCACGGUCACACUUUCCAAGGCCAUCCCGUGACAUGCGCCGCGGCCGUUGAGGUUCUGAAGAUAAUCGAGGAGGACCGUCUCCUUGAGAAUGUCCGCCGCUUGGGAGACCUCCUGGAAAAGACUCUCUUGCAUGAAGCACUCGGUAAUCACCCUAAUGUGGGCAGCAUCCGCGGGGUCAGGUUCUUCAUGGGACUCGAGUUCGUGAAGGACAAGGCCACGAAAGAACCCUUUGACGUGAAAUACCGUGUCUACGAAGGGCUCCUCGAGAGGGCCGGCAUCUACGUUUAUCCGGGUAACGGCACCAUGGAUGGUGAGAAGGGCGACCAUCUAAUCACCGCCCCUCCAUUCAACAUUACCGAAGCGCGCCUCCGCGACCUCGUCAAGCGUAUCGCCAAGGUAAUCAACGAGUACUUUGCCGAACUGAACGCCAAGAUCGAGAAAGAAGAAGCAGAAGCUCAAAGCCCCAAACUCUAA
Messenger RNA from Trematosphaeria pertusa, 1437 nucleotides. RefSeq names its product PLP-dependent transferase. Gene Ontology annotation, cellular component: cytosol. The record is from RefSeq and is a predicted model, not a curated record. Bases 1 to 1437 code for a protein of 478 amino acids. The transcript has 5 exons. NCBI's taxonomy places the organism in Eukaryota, Fungi, Ascomycota, Dothideomycetes, Pleosporales, Trematosphaeriaceae. Gene Ontology annotation, molecular function: transaminase activity; pyridoxal phosphate binding.